AUGGCUAUUGGCUUGCCAACUAACAUGGUGAAGAAAAUCCUUCAAAGGUCCAGUUCUGGGACAAGCAAAUCAUCCUCGUCGAGCUUUACCAAUCUGCCAAAUGGCUACUUGGCGGUUUAUGUUGGAGAGACGUCACAUAACAGGAAGCGAUUUUUAGUAUCGCUGUCCUACUUGAGUCACCCUUCAUUUCAGGAUUUGUUGAGCAUGGCUGAAGAGGAAUUUGGUUUUGAUCAUCCAAUGGGUGGUCUGACGAUUCCCUGCAGUGAAGAGUCUUUCAUUUCUGCUACUCCGAACUAG
Linum tenue is the source of this 297-nucleotide messenger RNA. NCBI's taxonomy places the organism in Eukaryota, Viridiplantae, Streptophyta, Magnoliopsida, Malpighiales, Linaceae. The record is from the annotation of a GenBank genome assembly.